GUAGCAACCGCGGCAGCGGCGGCGGCGAGUCCUUAGCGAGACUGCACCAUUUUCUCUCGCCCUGCAUAGAGGUGUGGUUGCAAGCGGCAGCGAACUCCCCACCCCCUAGGACUUUCACCGAGGUGGCCUCUUCCUGGCUCCAGUCUGAAGACAGACUGUCUGGAGGAGUCCUCCAAGACCGUUCCAACUGGUGAUGAGAGCCUAAGGAAGGCUUUUGCAACUAUUAGGAUGCUGGUCUGCGCUCGGGGCCACCCAACUGCUGAGGAGCUCCGGGUCCAGAGCUCCGCCCUCCCCUGGGACCAUUGCUGAGCGUGGGCGCUCACCUGUGUGUGCCUGUGUGUAGGUGUGUGCUACUGAGGGGUUCGGCUGGCAACCUGGGGGACACGAGUGAAUGAUGGGUGCUGCAGAGGCUGGAGCAAGAUUAUGACCUAGCUCGGGGGCGGAGUGGAUUAUUUUGUGAGUGUUCUGGCUGCCGGCCAUUCCUCUGCUGGGGAAAAUCACAUCUCCACAGAGCAGUAAAAUCACCUGUAUUGCUGGGGAGUGGAAAGUGAUCCUCUGCUGAUUUCGUCUGCAAAAAUGGCUCACGCUGCUGCUUCUAUCAAAAAAGUUCGAGAGGCUGAUCUGGAUGAAAAGGAAAAAAAUCUGGAGAGGGAGAGAAAAAAACAACGGAAAAUCCCCAGGGAGCGAAUGGAGCGGAAAAGAAAGUCUGACAGCAAUGCCAGCUUCCUCCGUGCUGCCCGAGCAGGCAACCUGGACAAAGUUGUGGAAUAUCUGAAGGGGGGCAUCGACAUCAACACCUGCAAUCAGAAUGGACUCAAUGCUCUCCAUCUGGCAGCCAAGGAAGGUCAUGUGGGCCUCGUGCAGGAGCUUCUGGGAAGAGGGUCCUCCGUGGAUUCUGCCACUAAGAAGGGAAAUACUGCUCUUCACAUUGCGUCACUGGCUGGACAAGCGGAAGUUGUCAAGGUGCUAGUUAAAGAAGGAGCCAAUAUCAACGCACAGUCACAGAAUGGCUUCACUCCUUUGUAUAUGGCUGCCCAAGAGAAUCAUAUUGAUGUUGUUAAAUACUUGCUAGAAAAUGGAGCUAAUCAGAGCACUGCUACAGAGGAUGGCUUUACUCCUCUCGCUGUGGCACUUCAGCAGGGACACAACCAGGCGGUGGCCAUCCUCUUGGAGAAUGACACCAAAGGGAAGGUGAGGCUGCCGGCUCUGCACAUUGCGGCUCGGAAAGAUGACACCAAGUCUGCAGCCCUCCUGCUUCAGAACGAUCACAACGCUGAUGUACAAUCCAAGAUGAUGGUGAAUAGGACAACUGAGAGUGGCUUCACCCCUUUGCACAUAGCUGCUCACUAUGGAAACGUCAAUGUGGCGACUCUUCUUCUAAACCGAGGAGCCGCGGUGGACUUCACGGCCAGGAAUGGAAUUACUCCCCUGCAUGUGGCUUCCAAAAGGGGAAAUACCAACAUGGUGAAGCUCCUACUGGAUAGAGGUGGCCAGAUUGAUGCCAAAACUAGGGAUGGGCUGACACCACUUCACUGUGCUGCACGAAGUGGGCAUGACCAGGUGGUGGAGCUGCUGCUGGAACGGGGUGCUCCCUUGCUGGCAAGGACCAAGAAUGGGCUGUCUCCACUACACAUGGCUGCUCAGGGGGACCACGUGGAAUGUGUAAAGCACCUGCUACAGCACAAGGCACCUGUAGAUGACGUCACCCUGGAUUACCUGACGGCCCUGCAUGUUGCUGCACACUGUGGCCACUACCGUGUCACCAAACUCCUUCUGGACAAGAGAGCCAACCCGAAUGCGAGAGCCCUGAAUGGUUUUACUCCACUGCACAUUGCCUGCAAGAAAAACCGCAUCAAAGUCAUGGAACUGCUGGUGAAAUAUGGGGCUUCAAUCCAAGCUAUAACAGAGUCUGGCCUCACACCAAUACAUGUGGCUGCCUUCAUGGGCCACUUGAACAUUGUCCUCCUUCUGCUGCAGAACGGAGCCUCUCCAGAUGUCACUAACAUUCGUGGUGAGACCGCACUUCACAUGGCAGCCCGGGCUGGGCAGGUGGAAGUGGUCCGAUGUCUCCUGAGGAAUGGUGCUCUCGUGGAUGCCAGAGCCAGGGAGGAACAGACUCCUUUACAUAUUGCCUCCCGACUGGGUAAGACAGAAAUUGUCCAGCUGCUUCUACAACAUAUGGCUCAUCCAGAUGCAGCCACUACAAAUGGGUACACACCACUGCACAUAUCUGCUCGGGAAGGGCAGGUGGAUGUGGCCUCUGUCCUCCUGGAAGCCGGAGCAGCACACUCCUUAGCUACCAAGAAGGGUUUCACUCCCCUGCAUGUAGCAGCCAAGUAUGGAAGCCUGGAUGUGGCAAAACUUCUCUUGCAGCGCCGCGCAGCCGCAGAUUCAGCAGGGAAGAAUGGCCUUACCCCGCUCCAUGUUGCUGCUCAUUAUGACAACCAGAAGGUGGCGCUGCUGCUGCUGGAGAAGGGUGCUUCCCCUCAUGCCACUGCCAAGAAUGGUUAUACUCCUUUACACAUUGCUGCCAAGAAGAAUCAGAUGCAGAUAGCUUCCACACUACUGAACUAUGGAGCUGAGACUAACACUGUGACGAAGCAAGGGGUCACUCCACUGCAUCUGGCCUCACAAGAGGGGCACACAGAUAUGGUCACCUUGCUUCUGGAAAAAGGAGCCAAUAUCCACAUGUCAACCAAGAGUGGGCUCACGUCCUUGCACCUCGCAGCCCAGGAAGAUAAAGUGAACGUUGCUGACAUCCUCACCAAACACGGGGCUGACCAGGACGCCUCCACAAAGCUUGGUUAUACUCCUUUAAUCGUGGCCUGUCACUAUGGAAAUGUGAAAAUGGUCAACUUUCUUCUCAAACAGGGAGCAAAUGUCAAUGCAAAAACCAAGAAUGGCUACACACCUUUGCACCAAGCUGCCCAACAGGGACACACACACAUCAUUAAUGUCCUGCUCCAGCACGGGGCCAAGCCAAAUGCCACCACUGCGAAUGGUAACACAGCCCUGGCGAUUGCUAAGCGGCUGGGCUACAUCUCCGUGGUUGACACCCUGAAGGUUGUGACUGAAGAGGUCACCACCACCACCACAACUAUCACAGAAAAACACAAGCUGAAUGUUCCUGAGACGAUGACGGAGGUCCUUGAUGUUUCUGAUGAAGAGGCUCUUAAGCAGUUUGGUGACCGCUUUAUUGAUGGGGAGACGCUUAGUGAUUCAGGAGAUGACACCAUGACCGGGGACGGAGGAGAAUACCUUAGGCCAGAAGAUCUCAAAGAACUCGGCGAUGACUCCCUGCCCAGCAGUCAGUUCCUGGAUGGCAUGAACUACCUUCGGUACAGCCUGGAGGGAGGGAGAUCUGACAGCCUCCGAUCCUUCAGUUCCGACAGGUCUCACACUCUGAGCCAUGCAUCGUACCUGAGGGACAGUGCCAUGAUUGACGACACGGUUGUGAUUCCCAGCCACCAGGUGUCGGCUCUAGCCAAGGAGGCAGAAAGGAAUUCUUAUCGUCUGAGCUGGGGCACCGAGAACUUAGACAACGUGGCUCUUUCUUCCAGUCCUAUUCAUUCAGGCCGCACCUCUCCAUGUCUUGAUCGUGACAACAGCAGUUUCCUGGUCAGUUUUAUGGUGGAUGCCCGUGGUGGUGCCAUGAGAGGCUGCAGACACAAUGGACUCAGAAUCAUUAUCCCACCUCGGAAAUGCACAGCGCCAACUCGAGUCACCUGCCGCCUAGUGAAACGCCAUAGACUGGCAACCAUGCCACCAAUGGUGGAAGGAGAAGGCCUGGCCAGCCGUCUGAUUGAAGUGGGACCCUCUGGAGCUCAGUUCCUUGGUAAACUUCACCUGCCAACGGCUCCUCCCCCACUUAAUGAGGGAGAAAGUUUGGUCAGCCGCAUCCUUCAGCUGGGGCCUCCUGGAACCAAAUUCCUUGGGCCCGUGAUUGUGGAGAUUCCUCACUUCGCUGCCUUGCGAGGGAAGGAGAGGGAGCUGGUGGUUCUGCGCAGUGAGAAUGGGGACAGCUGGAAAGAGCACUUCUGUGAAUACACUGAAGAGGAACUGAACGAAAUCCUGAAUGGCAUGGAUGAAGUGCUGGACAGUCCCGAGGACCUGGAAAAGAAACGAAUCUGCCGCAUCAUCACCCGAGACUUCCCACAGUACUUUGCGGUGGUGUCACGCGUCAAACAGGACAGCAACCUGAUUGGUCCAGAGGGCGGAGUGCUGAGCAGCACUGUGGUGCCCCAGGUGCAGGCAGUCUUCCCUGAGGGCGCACUCACCAAGCGCAUCCGUGUAGGCCUGCAGGCUCAACCUAUGCACAGCGAGUUGGUGAAGAAGAUCCUAGGCAACAAAGCAACCUUCAGCCCUAUAGUCACUUUGGAACCCAGGAGAAGGAAAUUUCACAAGCCUAUUACUAUGACAAUUCCUGUCCCCAAAGCCUCAAGUGAUGUCAUGCUGAAUGGUUUUGGGGGAGACGCACCAACCUUAAGAUUACUAUGUAGCAUAACAGGUGGAACCACGCCUGCGCAGUGGGAAGACAUCACAGGAACUACACCACUAACAUUUGUCAAUGAAUGUGUUUCCUUUACAACCAACGUGUCUGCCAGGUUCUGGCUGAUAGACUGUCGACAGAUUCAGGAAUCUGUUUCGUUUGCAUCACAAGUGUAUAGAGAAAUUAUCUGUGUACCGUAUAUGGCCAAAUUUGUAGUGUUUGCCAAAUCCCAUGACCCCAUUGAAGCCAGGUUGCGGUGUUUCUGUAUGACAGAUGAUAAAGUUGAUAAGACACUUGAGCAACAAGAAAACUUCUCUGAGGUGGCCAGGAGCAGGGAUGUGGAGGUAUUAGAAGGAAAACCUAUUUAUGUUGAUUGUUUUGGCAACCUGGUACCACUAACCAAGAGUGGCCAACAUCAUAUAUUCAGUUUUUUUGCAUUCAAAGAAAACAGACUUCCUCUCUUUGUCAAGGUGCGGGAUACGACUCAGGAACCCUGCGGGCGACUAUCAUUUAUGAAGGAACCAAAAUCUACAAGAGGACUGGUGCACCAGGCCAUUUGCAACUUAAACAUCACCCUGCCAAUCUAUGCGAAGGAAUCGGAGUCAGAUCAAGAGCAGGAGGAAGAGAUCGGUAUGACAUCAGAAAAAAAUGAUGGGACAGAAUCAUCAGAAACAUCUGUCCUGAAAAGCCACCUGGUUAAUGAAGUUCCUGUCUUAGCAAGUCCGGACUUGCUCUCUGAAGUUUCUGAGAUGAAACAAGACUUGAUCAAAAUGACUGCCAUCUUGACCACAGAUGUGUCUGAUAAGGCAGGUUCUAUCAAAGUGAAGGAGCUGGCCAAGGCCGCUGAAGAAGAGCCAGGCGAACCAUUCGAAAUUGUUGAGAGAGUUAAGGAGGAUUUAGAGAAAGUGAAUGCAAUCCUGAGGAGUGGAACCUGCGUGAAAGAUGAAGGCAGAGUACAGAGUUCUCAGUCUGAGCGGGAGCUAGAAGAGGAAUGGGUCCUAGUCAGUGAUGAGGAAAUUGAAGAGGCCAAGCAACAUGCACCUGUAGACAUCACUGAACAGCCCUGUAUAGAAGUCAGAGUAGACAGGGAGACCAAGGUCAAAUCAGUGAAGGACUCCACGGAGUUAGUGAACUUCCUUACAGAUGACCUCAAUUCAUACACUUCUCCUCAUGAAAAGAAGCCACAAGCAGCUCGAGAAAAGUCAGGGGAGACAAGUCAGGCGUCAGCUGUGGGCAAGAGUUCUGAGAGUCCUAAAGGGAAGGCUGUGCCAGCAGAGGAGAAGCAGAGUGCCCAGAAGCAGCCCAAACCCAGCCUGGUGAUAAAGAAGCCAGUUCGGAGGAAACUCAAAGAAAAGCAGAAACAGAAAGAGGAGAGUGCCCAAGGCGGCGAAGAAACACCGGAACUCGGGAAAGGUAGUUCAGAGGAGUCGGUGGAUGAAGAGCGAGGCCUGGCCCCCGAACCGCUUCCCACUGCCAAGGCCACCUCUCCUCUGAUAGAAGAGACUCCUAUCGGUUCCAUAAAGGACAAAGUAAAGGCUCUUCAGAAGCGAGUGGAAGAUGAGCAGAAAGGUCGAAGCAAGCUGCCGGUCAGAGUCAAAGGCAAAGAGGAUGUGCCUAAAAAGACCACGCCCAGGACGUACCCGGCGGUGACACCCUCUUCAAAGCCCUCUCCUUCCUCUAAGACAGAACGGUACUCUUCCCUUUCUUCCUCCGCAAAAACGGAAAGACACUCACCAGUGUCGCCCUCGGCAAAAACCGAGAAACACUCACCUGUGUCGCCCUCGGCAAAAACCGAACGACAUUCGCCAGGAUCGUCAGGUAAAGCUGAGAAACAUUCACCUGGAUCCCCCUCAACAAAAAAUGAAAGGCAUUCUCCUGUGUCAUCUAUAAAAACGGAACGACACACACCUGUGUCACCUUCAGGCAAAACAGACAAACGUCCACCAGUACCAUCAUCUGGAAGGACAGAGAAACAUCCUCCAGUGUCGCCCGGGAGGACAGAAAAGCGCUUGCCAGUUUCACCUUCUGCCAGAACCUCAGAGAAGCAGGCACUUGUGUCGACCGCUGGGAAAAAUGAGAAGCACCUGCCUGUGUCACCUGGGAAGACAGAAAAGCAGCCACCUGUCUCUCCCACCUCUAAAACAGAACGAAUCGAGGAGACAAUGUCUGUCCGGGAGUUGAUGAAAGCGUUCCAGUCAGGUCAGGACCCAUCUAAACACAAAACAGGACUCUUUGAGCACAAAGCAGCAAAGCAAAAACAGUCCCAAGACAAAAGUAAAACUCGGGUAGAAAAAGAGAAGGGGCACACAGUAACCCAGAGAGACUCUCAGAGGGGAGAAAACCAGACAAUCAAGCGUGGCCAGAGAUUUCCAGUGGCAGCAGCUUCAGAAUCCAGAAGAUUCCGUUCUUCCACCAUCACUGUUGGGCUCAGGACAGAAGAUCCGGUCAGAGAAAAAUUUGAGAAAGCCCCCAUUAUUAAAACUCCUGAGCCGGUUCCAUCAGUGGUGGCAGAAGAGAGCCGUCGGGGCAGUGAGACCCUUCAAGACAAGAUGGUGGAUGAGCAAGGAGACAUGGACCUUCAGAUCAGCCCAGACAGGAAAACCUCCACUGACUUUUCUGACAUCAUCAAGCAAGAGUUAGAAGACAAUGACAAAUACCAGGAAUUCCGCCUCACUGAGGAGACAGAAAAGGCUCAGGUUCACUUAGACCAAGUAAUCACGAGUCCUUUCAACACAACAUUUCCACUCGAUUACAUGAAAGAUGAGUUCCUUCCAGCUCUGUCUCUGCAGAGUGGUGCUAUGGGUGGCAGUUCUGAAAGCCUGAAACAGGAAGUGGUAGCAGGCUCGCCCUGUGGCAGCCUGAUGGAAGGCACCCCUCAGAUCAGUUCUGAAGAGAGCUACAAGCAUGAGGGCCUAGCGGAGACUCCCGAGACAAGUCCAGAGAGUCUUUCUUUCUCACCAAAGAAAAGUGAGGAACAAAUUGGAGAGAUCAAGGAAGCCAAGGCGGAAACACCCACUGAAAUUCAUUCAGAAAAAGUGUUUCCUAUCACUAAAGACAUUACCGAUAGUUCUGAAACAGAAGGUGCUGUGGCCACUGGGGGUUCAGAGCCUUCUACUGAGCAUUUUCACAAGGUCACCCAAGACCCUUCCCAAGAUGCAUGCUCCAAACAAGAUGGUUGCCCUAGCAGCCACAGUGUAUCAUUAGCAGAUGAAACUUGCCAGGCAUUUACCGAGAAAGGGUCCUGUGAUGAAAGUCAGCUCCCCCUUGUUAGUUCAGCUUCUAGGCCACAACCAGAAAGUGAAACUCAGGAAUCCACAACUCCUUCCAAGGUGACAAAGGCCUUCCCACCAUCUGAUGCUUCUGUGAAGACAGGUGAGGGAACAGAACCAAAGCCCCAGGGAGCCAUUAGAAGUCCCCAAGGGUUAGAACUUCCACUCCCUAGCCGGGAUAGUGAGGUCCUCAGCCCAGUGGCUGAUGAAUCACUAGCAGUGAGCCACAAAGACUCUUUAGAAGCCAGCCCUGUGCUGGAAGAUAACUCCUCCCACAAAACUCCUGAUUCUCUUGAACCAAGUCCUCUGAAAGAGUCUCCUUGCAGGGACUCCCUUGAAAGCAGCCCAGUUGAGCCUAAAAUGAAAGCAGGAAUUCUCCCAAGUCACUUUCCUCUCCCUGCAGCUAUUGCCAAAACAGAUCUUGUUUCCGAAGUGGCUUCCAUGCGUUCUCGGCUGCUCCGAGACCCUGAUGGCAGUGCUGAGGAUGAUAGUCUUGAACAGACGUCACUCAUGGAGAGCUCAGGGAAAAGCCCCCUCUCCCCUGACACUCCCAGCUCUGAAGAAGUUAGCUAUGAGGUCACACCCAAGACUUCAGAUUCAAGUACACCCAAACCAGCUGUGAUCCAUGAAUGUGCAGAGGAGGAGGACUCUGAAAAUGGGGAGAAAAAGAGGUUCACACCAGAAGAGGAAAUGUUCAAAAUGGUAACCAAAAUUAAGACAUUUGAUGAACUUGAGCAAGAAGCAAAGCAGAAAAGGGAUUACAAAAAAGAACCCAGGCAAGAUGGAUCCUCUUCGGCCUCGGAUCCUGAUGCUGACUGUUCGGUAGAAGUGGAUGAACAGAAACCAAUGGAGCACAUGGCUGAUGAGAGUGAGGUCCCUGUCGUAGUGACUUCAGAGAGCAGAAAACCGUCUUCCUCCUCUGAAAGUGAACCCGAGCUGACCCAGCUGAGCAAAGGUGCUGACUCAGGACUUCUGGCAGAGCCAGUUAUUCGAGUGCAACCUCCGUCUCCCCUGCCUUCCAGCAUAGACUCUAAUUCCAGCCCCGAAGAAUCACAGUUCCAGCCGAUAGUUUCCAAACAGUACACGUUCAAGAUGAAUGAGGAGAUUCAAGAAGAGCCGGGUAACUCAGAAGAUGACAGAGACUGUGAAUCUCAUUUAGCUGAAGGCAGUCAGGCUCGUUCUACUGAUGGUGUUGAUAGGUCUUCUGAUGAUCUGGACAGAGAGGCUCAUCAGUCAGAAACCUGUGAUGGUCACGGUUGUGAGGCUGUGAGUCCUAGCAACUCAACCCCCCUUGCUUCCCUAGGAGUUCAGAGUCCAACACUGAAUGAUGCUGAUGAGCAGCUGGCCAUGGAUAAAGGGUCACUGGCUCCCCAGGACACUUGUGAAAAUGACCCAAAAGGAAGAGAGGUUGAUCCUUCUGGAGUAGAAUCUACACGAGCAGAUUUCCCCAGUGAAAGCUCUUCCUUGUCUUCUUUGUCUCAUUGUGCAGUAUCUGAAAGAAAGGAAUCAGCUAAAGAAAUACCCUCUCCAUCCUCCACUGGAAAAGUAGAGGUCGCCAUAACUGACCAGGCUUUGGAAAGCAGGUCAAAGGACUGGCCCACUCAAGACUCAUCUACCACAACUCAAACAGAUAGGUUUGCCAUGGACGUUCCAAUGUCUGAUUUAGCUGAGACUGAUGAAAAUUCUGAUCCUCAAAUAACCAGCCCCUAUGAAAAUGUUCCUUCCUCAUCAUUUUUCUCUGGGGAGGACAGCAAAAUACAAACGGAUACAUGUCGUACCACAGUUGUUUGUUCACCUGAAGUGUAUUCUGUUGUCAUCAGAGCCUCUGCUGAGGAUGUUGUAACAGCAGCCUCCUCUAGCAGAACUGUCUCCAGCCAAGAAUCGCAUUUUGAGAGCCAUGACCUGGAAACUGAACCUGAGCAAAACAGUACCUUGAUGGGCAUGCAGUCAAAUGGACCUUCCUCACCUGUAGCCCCCACUACACCAAACGCACCGGCCGUCAUUGGUGAGCAAGUGAGCAAAGUCAUCAUUACAAAAACUGACGUGGAUUCUGACUCCUGGAGUGAGAUCCGUGAAGAUGACGAAGCGUUUGAAGCUCGGGUGAAAGCGGAAGAGCAGAAGAUAUUUGGUUUGAUGGUAGACAGACAGUCACGGGGUACCACUCCCGAUACCACUCCUGCUAGGACUCCCACCGAAGAGGGGACCCCAACAAGUGAACAGAACCCAUUCCUCUUUCAGGAAGGAAAGUUGUUUGAGAUGACCCGAAGCGGUGCCAUCGACAUGACCAAAAGGUCCUAUGCGGAUGAAAGUUUGCACUUUUUCCAAAUUGGUCAAGGUUCCAAUGAAGAGACUCUCUCCGAAGACCUGAAGGAAGGGGCCACAGGGGCUGAGCUGUCACAGCUGGAAAACACAAGCGAGUCACUGGAACUUUCAGAAUCCAAAGAAGCAGUGGAUGAUGAGGGAGAAUUACUUCCUGAUGAUGUGAGUGAGGAAAUAGAGGAAUCAGCUGCCUCAGAUCAUAACCUUGACUCUCAAGUGAUGGUUUCAGCUUCCAUGGAAAUGCCCACAAGAGAGGCUGAAUCCACAGCAGUUGAGGACCUCCCCACCAUGCAGUUGAGUGACACAUCUUCUCUGAGCACUGUGAAGCAGAUGCCUUGCCCUGCCUUCCCCCAACCUGUUGUUCAGUUGGACUUCAACACAGUCACUAGGUCUGUUCAUUCAGAUCGGGAUGACGAGUCCCUGGACUCUUCUCCGGAGGAACAGAAGUCUGUGAUUGAGAUCCCUACUGCACCCAUGGAAAAUGUGCCUUCUGCUGAAAGCAAACCUCAAAUUCCUGUAAGGACUCUCCCUACUUCAGGCCCAGUCCCUCCAUCAGCAGAGGAUGAGAGCGCAUUUUCUGAUGAGUUCCCAUCUGGUAUGGAUGAGGAAAGUAAGGAUGAUGAAGCAAAACCAAAGUCCAAAAUCCCCAUCAAAGCACCCACCCAAAGACCUGAGUGGCAGCUCUCCCACCCAGACACAUCUUUCCAGAAGACAGCUGUUCCCCAGGGACAGGGCACACUAAGCAGAGCACCAGACGGUAGAAGCAAAUCUGAAUCAGAUGCUAGUCCUUCAGAUGCUAAGACCAAAUGCCCAGUAAAAGCCAGAAGUUACAUUGAGACAGAAACAGAGAGCAGGGAGAGGGCAGAAGGGUUUGACUCAGAAUCUGAAGAGGGGGCCACAAAACCAAAGCUGUUUGCAUCCCGAUUGCCAGUUAAGAGCAGAAGCACCCCAUCUUCCAGCAGGACAGGCAUGAGCCCCACAAAAGAGAGUAGGGAGCAUUUCUUUGACCUUUAUAGAAACUCCAUAGAAUUCUUUGAGGAGAUUAGUGACGAAGCUUCCAAAUUAGUGGACAGGCUCACACAGUCAGAAAGGGAGCAGGAGCCACCUUCAGAUGACGAAAGUAGUAGUGCCCUAGAAGUGUCAGUCAUUGAGAAUCUGCCACCUGUUGAGACUGAGCAUUCAGUUCCUGAGGACAUCUUUGACACAAGGCCCAUUUGGGAUGAGUCCAUUGAGACUAUGAUUGAACGCAUCCCUGAUGAAAAUGGCCAUGACCAAGCUGAAGAUCCCCAAGAUGAGCAGGAGCGGAUUGAAGAAAGGCUGGCUUACAUUGCUGAUCAUCUUGGCUUCAGCUGGACAGAAUUAGCAAGAGAACUAGAUUUCACUGAGGAGCAAAUUCACCAAAUUCGAAUUGAGAAUCCCAACUCCCUUCAAGACCAGAGCCAUGCACUGCUGAAGUACUGGCUGGAGAGGGAUGGGAAGCAUGCCACAGAUACUAUCCUCAUUGAAUGUCUCACAAAGAUCAACAGGAUGGAUAUUGUACAUCUCCUGGAGACCAACACAGAACCCCUCCAGGAGCGCUUGGGCCACAGCUAUGCAGAAAUGGAGCAGACCAUUGUAUUGGACAACAGUGAAGGCUUUUCAGUACUUCAAGAAGAGCUCUGUGCUGCCCGGCACAGGCAGAAAGAGGGGCAGGUGGCUUCCAAAGAGAGCGAGUCCAGUGACCACCCACCCAUGGUCUCGGAAGAAGACAUUUCUGUUGGUUAUUCCACAUUUCAGGACUGCAUCCCCAAAACUGAGGGGGACAGCCCAGCAGCAGCGCUCUCUCCCCAAAUGCACCCAGAACCAGCUCAACAAGAUUUCUCAGGGAAAAUGCAAGACCAGCAGGAAUACUAUGUGACAACACCAGGGACCGAAGCGGCAGAGACUCAAAAGGCCACAGCAGUUUCUGGCUCUCUCUGUAAGACUCCUGAGGAUGUCAGUACCACUCCUGAGGAAGCAAAGCCUUGUCUCCAGACCCCAGUGACCAGCGAGCAUGCUUCUCCCAUUGUGCAAGAACCUGAGGAGGUUCCUGAGCCCAAAGAGGAGAGGUCUCCAAGGAAGACCAGCCUGGUGAUAGUAGAGUCUGCAGAUGACCAGCCACAGGUCUUGGAAAGACUCGAUGAUGAUGUGGCCUUUCAAAAGGAGCUAACAGAGGAAUUAGGGGAGCUGGAGGCCAGCUCUGAUGAGGAGGCCAUGGUAACUACCAGGGUUGUCCGCCGGAGAGUGAUUAUUCAGGGAGAAGAUAUGCCUGACAUACCCCCAGAAACUGUCACAGAAGAAGAAUAUGUUGAUGAGAAUGGACACACGGUGGUAAAGAAGGUUACCCGGAAAAUCAUUAGGCGGUACGUAUCCUCUGAUGGCAUGGAGAAGGAGGAGAUUACCAUGCAGGGAAUGCCACAGGAGCCAGUCAACAUUGAGGAUGGGGACAGCUACUCCAAAGUGAUAAAGCGUGUGGUAUUGAAGAGUGACACCCAGCAGUCAGAGGUGACCUUGUCUGAACCCAGCAUUUUGUCCAGUACCUCACAGUUUCAGGCUGAACCAGUAGAAGGCCGUAGAGUCAGCAAAGUUGUUAAAACAACAAUGGUACAUGGAGAAAGAAUGGAGAAAAUCCUGGGAGACUCUAGCUUAGCCACUGACCUUCCUUCAGCCAAAGAUGACUUUGAAGAGGCUUUGGGUUACACAGGGAGCCACAUGAAAGUCCAUUUCCCCAGUUUAGUAGAGAAUGAAAUCCUGAAGGAGGAUGGAUCAAUAAUUAAGAGGACAACAAUGAAUAAAGCCAGUACACAGAAGAGGGCUGUGGUGAAGGACCAGCAGGGGAAACACAUCAACUUGGAGCACCUGGAGGAUGUUCCCGGAGCACUAGACCAAGACGACCUCCAGAGAGACCUCCAGCAACUCCUUCGGCAUUUCUGCAAGGAGAGCACAAAGCAAGAGGCCAAAUGAGGAGCUGCCCAGUUCUCACCAGAAGCCACACACCCACUCAAUAUGCAACUUCCCAUUUCCUCACAGGAGUGACCUACGUGGCCUAAUUACUGGGAUCCCGAGACAUUUCCACUCUCGGCCAAUACACACAGCAUUUUCUUUUGCUUCCUUCUCCCCCUACUCUCUCUAACUAUAAGCUAAUUUGUGACCAAAGAUAGCAUCCUUCAUUCUGGAUGCUGUAUUCAACUAUUUUGAGCAUCCAUGCUAGCCUGGGAACUGGCACCUCCAUUGUUCUUUGCUUCUGCACAAGCUCCAUGAAAAUCCGUGAAUCAGGAGAACUUCACCUGCAGACUUCUUCAAGUGACAAGAGGGGAAUCCUCCCGAGGAUAUCCGUGCAUACUGUAUAUAGCUGAAAUUCUCAGACGUACAACAGAGUAAAGUUUAAACCACUGCCUGUCAUAAUCACACUGGGCAUCAGGAAAUAAAAGCCUCUUGAGAUUGCUGAACAAUGGUUAAUUAAGAUAUUGCUAACACAGUUGAAGGGUAAUGCCGUUCUAUGGAAGGGACACUUCAGACCUAGACAUGUCCUUAGCGCUUCCAGAGUAGCCAUUGCUCCUAAAGGCAGGAUCACAACCUUGAAGACUGAUCCCAAGGAGCUGUCUCUAGUACUGGUCAGCCAUUGCUGAUGGCUCUCCGACUGCCACCCUGAGGGAGGAGAAGAAGGGCGCACAGGUGAGCAGGUGGAAACAAUGAGGUAUUCUGGUGCUAGAAGCUGCAUGGGUGGCAUUCUAGCGCUUUCAGGUGUUUUUGAUUUUGGACACGUUGGCAGGGUAUUUGAAAAGCUAUAACUACUGUAGUUUUCCAGUGUUCAUUGCUGCUUUAGCAAACCACGCUGUCUUACUGGUGGUACGUUCUUCUGGCCACUGCACUGUAGAUAAUUCAUGGAAACAAGAUUUAUGAGCCACACACAAUGUUAAAUGCUGUCACCAUGUUGGAGUGGUUUCUUUUCUUAUCUUUUUUUUUUUUUUAAACCCCACCUCCAGAUGUAUCUCUUAAUACCUGCAUGUGGCAUUAAACGAGAGCGCGUGCGCGCGCGCGCGCGCGCGCGCGCGCACGCACACACACACACACACACACACACACACACUCAGCCCUUCUUAUCACACUAAUGAUUUUCACUCUGGGCUUUCACUUUCUAGCUAUGUCUGCUUUUCAGUUUGCAGACGAGAUUGAGAAAUCCUUGAAAAAUUUGGUUUUGAUUAAUUUUUUUAUUUAUUUAUUUGAGACCCAGACACCCUCGGAAACUGAAGUGCGUUUGUGUAACUUUCUGUUUGUUUCAGAGAAGGGACAAUGACAGUCUGAGUGAUUCCCAUGCCCGACGUCUAAUCCCUCUAGUGGUUGAAGCUGUGUAGCAUUUUAACAUAUAUAUAUAUAUAUUCACAAAUAUAUUCAUAUAAACAGUAUACGUUUUGAAUCAGUUAUUUGUUAAAGAAAAGUAUAUUCAAUGAAGAUGAAAUUUAAAAAGAAAGAAAGAAAGAAAGAAAGAAAGAAAGAAAGAAAGAAAGAAAGAAAGAAAAGAAAACAGUGUGCUCUCCUGAGACUGAACUUCUUCCGAUCCUAUCUGGCCUUUUCCUGCGUGCAGAACUGACUCAUUGCUCGGAAUGUCAAACACAAACGAGACAAACCAUGGCACUUCAUCUUUUAAAGUAGCAUUGCCAAGAGAGGAAUUUUCUUGGGAGAGAGGUUUCCCAUCAGCCAAAUCUCCUGAGCCCCCAACAUUUGCACUUUCUGGAGGGGGUGGGGGGUGUUGAGUAGAAACUAAGUAUUCUUUGGCAUCCAGAACAAGAGAGGCAGGUGGCAGCCCUUUUUGAGCUAUGCCAUGGCCAUCUUGUCAGACCUUCACCGGAGCUCAUGAAAAGCCUUUCUGUUGUGUUCUUUGCAGUGCAGAUGAUGUCUGUGUAGCAACAUAAUGGUUAUUCACCUUUUUUCGAUUUUGAUUUUUUUGCUGUGUUAUCAGAAAAAAAAAAAACUUGAAUACUGUGAGAAGAAGUGAAUUUUCAGUUGAUGAAUCAGCAUCUUGUUCCCAUGGUGAUAACACUAAUUGAAUAUAUCUAUGAGGGCAUGUAUUAGUUAAUGGAAAACAAUACAACACUAACAAUACAUAGCUGCAAUGUUGUACAAUGGCUGAUUUAACUAAAUAAAAUGUACAAGUGUUAAAUGUG
Messenger RNA from Onychomys torridus (southern grasshopper mouse), 15260 nucleotides. It is a transcript of the gene Ank2, whose product is annotated as ankyrin 2. Lineage: Eukaryota; Metazoa; Chordata; Mammalia; Rodentia; Cricetidae. The record is from RefSeq and is a predicted model, not a curated record. The coding region runs from base 577 to 13059 and encodes 4160 amino acids. Gene Ontology annotation, biological process: regulation of cardiac muscle contraction; protein localization to T-tubule; signal transduction. Gene Ontology annotation, cellular component: T-tubule. The transcript is spliced from 51 exons. Gene Ontology annotation, molecular function: protein binding.